GGAGCCCGGGUGCCCGGCUCGCGCGGCUCGGUACGAGACGGGGACCUCGCGCCGCCCCAGCGCCCCCGCCCCGCGUGUGAGUCGCCGCGCCCUCCGGCCGCCCUGCCCGGUGCAUGGAGGGGCCCGUUCGGAUCGCAGCCGCCGCCGCCGCCGCCGCCGCCAGCGCGCGGGGGGAUGACCUGGGGGUGGCUCUCGGAGCCGGCUGCCGCGCAGGAGGUCUGGGGGCUUAGCCAGCCCUGCGGAGAGUGAGCUGAGGCCAGGGCUUUCUCUGGAAGUCUUCCCUGCCUACUCCUGCAAUUGGGCGCUAUGCAUCCAGACCUCGGACCCUUAUGGACACUGCUGUAUGUUCUUGGGAUUCUGUGUUCUUCUGUGAGUUCAGACUUGGUGCCUUAUUUUAUUUCUGAGCCACUCUCUGCUGUCCAGAAGCUUGGUAGACCUGUGGACCUACAUUGUUCUGCUAAACCUGUUACUGCCCGCAUCUCCUGGUUGCAUAAUGGGAAACGAUUGGACAGCAACAUGGAACAGAUUAAGAUUCAUCAGGGGACUUUGACCAUUCUGUCUCUUAACCCUUCCCUUUCUGGUUACUACCAGUGUGUUGCCAACAACAGCAUUGGUGCCAUUGUGAGUGGCCCUGCAACAGUGUCCACUGCAGCUCUUGGUGAUUUUGAUUCGUCAACAAUGCAUGUUAUUACUGCAGAAGAGAAAAACACGGGUUUCAUUGGCUGUAGGGUACCAGAGAGCAACCCCAAGGCUGAGGUGCGCUAUAAGAUCCGGGGAAAGUGGCUGAAGUAUUCCACAGGGAAUUACAUAAUCCUUCCCUCAGGAAAUCUUCAGAUUCUGAAUGUAUCCUCGAAGGAUAAGGGGUCAUACAAAUGCGCUGCUUAUAAUCCUGUCACCAAUGAAUUGAAAGUUGAACCCACUGGCCGAAAGCUCCUUGUGAGUCGCCCUUCUUCAGAUGGUUUUCACAUUCUCCACCCUGCUCUUUCUCAGGCAUUAGCUGUCCUUCCUCACAGCCCUGUUACCUUGGAGUGUGUGGUGAGUGGGGUCCCCGCCUCACAAGUGUACUGGCUGAAAGAUGGGCAGGAUGCUGUGUCGGGAAGCAACUGGAGAAGGGUGCACUCGCAUCUUGCCACGGCGAGCAUUGACUCAGCGGACUCUGGGAACUAUUCCUGUGUGGUGGGCAACAGGUCCGGAGAUGUAAAACACGUCACUUACAUGGUCAAUGUUCUGGAGCGUGCUUCAAUUUCUAAAGGGCUGCAAGAUCAGAAGGUGUCUCUGGGGGCCACCGUACAUUUUACCUGUGAUGUUCAUGGGAACCCAGCCCCCAACCGCACCUGGUUUCAUAACGCCCAGCCUAUUCACCCCUCCUCACGGCAUCUAACUGAAGGGAAUGGACUGAAGAUCACUGGGGUUACCAUGGAGGACUCAGGGCUAUAUCAGUGUGUAGCAGACAAUGGGAUUGGACUUAUGCAAUCGACAGGAAGACUUCAAAUUGAACAAGACAGUGGACUGAAGCCUGUUAUAGUCACAGCACCGGAAAAUGUAGAGGUGAUGGAUGGAGACUUUGUGACCUUGUCUUGCAAUGCCACCGGGGUGCCUGUCCCUACCAUUCAUUGGUAUGGCCACCGUGGAUUGAUAACCAGCCAUCCAUCUCAGGUCCUCAGGUCCAAAUCCCGAAAGUCCCACCUGCUCCGACAUCGGGACCUGGACCUGGAGCCUGUCUACUUCAUCAUGUCCCGGGCUGGCUCAAGCUCUCUGUCUAUUCGGGCAGCUACUCAGGAGCAUGCUGGGAAAUAUACCUGUGAAGCCACAAACAAGCAUGGUGCCACACAGUCAGAAGCUUUCCUUACGGUUGUUCCUUUUGAAACAAAUACAAAGGCAGAGUCGGUAACACCUUCUGAAGCUACUCAGAAUGACGAACGAGACCCAAGAGAUGGUCUGGAGUCUAGUUUGCUGAGCUUGUUUCCAGUGAAGGUGCAUUCCAGUGGAGUGGAGUUGCCAACACAGAAAAAUGCCUCCGUGCCCGAUGCUCCUCAUAUACUGAGUCCCCCACAAACCCACAUGCCAGAUACGUACAACCUGGUGUGGAGGGCAGGGAGGGAUGGCGGCCUGCCCAUCAAUGCCUACUUCGUGAAGUACCGAAAGCUGGAUGAUGGCACUGGUACAGUGGGCAGUUGGCACACAGUUCGUGUCCCAGGGAGUGAAAAUGAGCUGCAUCUAACUGAGCUAGAGCCAUCGAGUCUGUAUGAAGUUUUAAUGGUGGCCAGAAGUACAGUUGGUGAAGGACAGCCUGCCAUGCUUACCUUCCGGACCAGCAAAGAAAAAAUGGCAUCGUCAAAAAACACCCAGGCAUCCUUUCCACCUGUGGGCAUCCCUAAGCGUCCUGUUAUUUCAGAGGCUUCCAACAGUAACUUUGGAGUUGUGCUUACGGAUUCCUCUAGGCAUAGUGGAGUUCCAGAAGCGCCAGAUCGGCCUACUAUCUCUACUGCGUCAGAGACCUCCGUCUAUGUCACUUGGAUUCCCCGGGCAAAUGGCGGCUCUCCAAUCACUGCCUUCAAGGUGGAAUACAAACGGAUGAGGAGUAGUGAUUGGCUGGUGGCCGCUGAAGACAUCCCUCCUUCCAAACUUUCUGUGGAAGUCCGUAGUUUAGAACCAGGUUCAACAUACAAAUUUAGGGUCAUUGCUAUCAACCAUUAUGGGGAGAGUUUUCGGAGCUCAGCAUCCCGUCCUUAUCAGGUGGCUGGCUUCCCAAAUCGUUUUUCCAACCGCCCAAUAACCGGACCUCACAUCGCAUACACAGAGGCUGUCAGCGAUACUCAGAUUAUGCUAAAGUGGACGUAUAUUCCAUCAAGUAACAAUAACACUCCCAUUCAAGGAUUUUAUAUCUACUAUCGGCCAACAGACAGCGACAAUGACAGUGACUACAAGAGGGAUGUUGUUGAAGGUUCAAAGCAGUGGCACACAAUUGGUCACCUGCAGCCGGAAACCUCCUAUGACAUUAAGAUGCAGUGCUUUAAUGAAGGUGGAGAGAGCGAGUUCAGCAACGUGAUGAUCUGUGAAACUAAAGUGAAACGUGUUCCUGGAGCUUCGGAGUAUCCCGUGAAAGACUUGAGUACCCCUCCCGGUUCUUCAGGAAAUGGAGGGAAUGUGGGGCCUGCCACCAGCCCUGCCAGGAGCAGUGAUAUGUUGUACCUCAUCGUUGGCUGUGUGCUUGGUGUUAUGGUCCUCAUUCUUAUGGUUUUCAUUGCACUGUGUUUGUGGAAGAGUCGCCAACAGAAUGCCAUACAGAAAUAUGAUCCCCCAGGAUAUCUCUAUCAAGGGUCAGAGAUGAAUGGGCAGAUGGUAGAGUAUACCACUCUCUCAGGAACAACCCGGAUCAAUGGGAGUGUUCACGGAGGCUUCCUCAGCAAAGGCAGCCUUGGCAAUGGCUGUUCUCAUCUACACCAUAAAGUCCCCAAUGGAGUCAAUGGAGUCCUGAAUGGAAGCAUAAACGGAGGGCUUUAUUCUGCACACACAAACUCGCUAACCAGGACAUGUGUGGAGUUUGAGCAUCCUCGCCAUCUAAUGAAUGGUGGAGGAAUGUACACAGCAGUCCCUCAGAUUGACCCUCUGGAAUGCAUUAAUUGUCGGAAUUGCCGGAACAACAAUAGGUGUUUCACCAAAACCAACAGUCCCCUUCCUGUGGUCCCAGUGCUGGCUUCCUAUCCUCAGGAUGGUCUGGAAAUGAAGCCCCUCAGUGCCUUGAAGGUGCCUGUGUGUCCAGCUUCCACACUUCCUGAUUGUGGCCAGUUACCUGAGGAGAGUCUCAAGGACAGUGUGGCACCAACACCUACCCAGCAUACCUGCUGUCAGGACAAUAUAAGUGACAUCAAUUCUGAUUCCACUGAAGAUACAGCAGAAUUCAGCAGAGGAGACAGAAAUGGCCAUUCAGAAGCAGAGGACAACGUUUUAAGUUGGAAUCCUCAUAUUUUGUCACCUGUCUUGGAGGACUGCCCUGAGAAGACAGCAUGGUCUCCUGGCCUUCCUCUAGAUGGGCUGUCAGUGGUCCUUCAGCAAGCCCAGGAGACCUGAGGAAGCAUGCAGGCCUCUUCAUGUUCCCAUUGCAAGCCAGUAACUGCGCAAUGCGGGCCUGGGGACACACUGUGUGAAGGACAUUAAUUCAAAUCAGAGAAAAUCAUUAUUUAUUUUUUGUAGUAGUAAUGUCGUGAAUGUAUCUUAAAAUGUGUGCCCUUUUAUAUUAUUUAUGCCUUAAGUAUUCCCUUUUUCAUUUCUUCCUCCCCCUUGAUACGACCCCCACCCACCCGUUUUAUGUAGUUUCCAAUCUGGAAAGCAGAGGGAACAUGCUUUGUUUUCCAGAACCUUCUAUGGCAGUAGGAACUUGUGUUGGGUCCCAUCUGGCCUAUUCAGUUGUAGGGAGGAAGAUUGCCCAAGCCAUUUGAAGUUUGCCACCAGUCACUCCCAGAUAGAAAACUGUCACUUAUCACAUGUUAUCAGACUUUCUGAGAACAUUUAGAAAUCAACCAUAGUUGUGAUCUCACAUUUAUAAUAGCAAACCCAACUGACAAUUUUUUUGACUGCCUUCCAGAAAUGUACUGAUAUUGACUUAUUUCCUCUCUAUACCUGGGUACAAGUAGUGAUAAAUCUUUCGGGUAAAAUCAGCCAGUGUUAUGAACAUGGAAGCAUGGAAGGUCUGGUUGGAUUAUUGCAUUAUAUAGAAAGGAAACCAGGUUCAGAAAGAAAAUGAAUGCCUUCAUGGCCCACUGCUUUAAUUGCAUCAGUUUACAAAAUGGUCGCCAUGGGCUCUUUGCAUUAUUUGCAAGGGUAUGUGCAAAAGUCAGACUUUUAAGGUGGUAGUUAAAGAGAAAGAUGUUAGAAUCUUAAAAAGAUAGAGGAGGGCUGAAGGGACCGAGCUAAGUGAAGCCCUUUGUUCUGUUCCACAGUGCAUGUAGUGCCACAUGCUUGAAGACUGUCCAUUUUGUCACUCCCAGCAUGGACAGUAUCCUAGAACAUGUGAGUGAGCAUGUGUGAGUCAGCCUUCUGCACUGAGGUAAAAUACCUGAGAUGAUUAGCUUGUCCAGAGAAAAGGCUCCCGGUUGUAAAAGUUCCAGUUUGUGAUCAAAUGGACCUGCAGCUCUGGGCCUGUGCGCGGGGAACACAUGAUGGUGAGCAUGCAUGGCGGAGCAAAAUAGCUUACACCAUAAACCCGAGGCAAGGGAGAGUGAGAAGAGGAGCAGAGUGUACAAGUACCUCUAAGAGCAUGUCUCCAGACCCGAAGGCCUCACACUCAUCCCCAAUGCUAGACUCUACCACCUCCUCAACAUGCCACCUGGGGAACCAGGUCUCCAGCAAGUAGGCCUUUGGAAAAUGGGAUCCAAGCUGUAGCAGAUGUCAGGGAAGACUAAGUCUGAAGAAAAGAUUUAGGGGCAUUUUCUGACAGUUUUUCUGGCCGCCAUCAUUGUGAGCGGUAACUCAGUCUAUGGUCAGUGGGGUCCAUGGAUCACAGCUAUUGUCUUCUGAGUGGUAAGAACAUUGCAGUUGCCUUUGGAAGGCUUUUCUCCAUGUGUGAAACAGAAACCCAGGUACUACAAAUGCAUGUCAUAGCUUCAAGUAGGCCCUGAUGUAUCACUGCUCUGUUUUUGAAUGGUGUAUCCCUUAGGGGGAAAAAUCAAAAAUUAUUCUCUAUAUGCAGAAUCCAGCAAUUCCAGGAUACAUUUUGUUUUAGUUUCCCGCAAAUUGCAGUGGAAGAGAAUAAGAUACUGUGCUAAUCAACUCUAUGUAAAUGUGUCAGUAUUCCCUUACAUAUAUGUGUAUCUUUUAUAAAUAGGACUGUUAGUGGAUAUGUGCUGUUUCAGCAGGGCCACUAUGCAAGUUACUCCUGGUAGAAUGCAGUGAAUAGGAUUCUACAGCUGGUAGUGGGGCUGCUGUAGAAGCAAGUUCUAUGACCUUGGGGUUCGUGUCUGUAGUGUAAGAGACCUGCAGUUAGUUAGAGGCAGUUAGCUGCAGCCCUUCUUUACAUCUGUGACGAGAAAAGGACAAAGUCCUAGUUCACAUGACAUAGAAACCUACUAUGUGUUUUGCCAGUUGAGUUAGAACAAAGCUGUCUUGUCUCAGAGGGGGUUUAGGGAAGCAGGAAGCAGAUGUCUGUGGGCAGUCAGUUGUUCGUUGUGACUCACGAAGCAGAGGUGUGUCGGCAUGAGCCUUAAGUCAGAACUGCUUUUAGAGAUUGAAUUUGACAUGGGGCUUGCCCAUGAUGAAGAGAAAAUGACUUUACCUUUAGGGCAAUCUCAUUGUGGACUGCUUUAUUUAUGAUAGUAACGCUGUUUUAAGUGUUAUCUCUUUUAUUGUAUUUUAUUUAUAAAAAUGGCUCUAUAUAUUGAGAUAUAUAAAUAUAAAUAUAAAUCUAUAAUUACCUUUAUAUUUAGGAGCUUGAGUUCUCCUUAGUGUGAGUUUCUCUGAAUUUUUAUGCCCUGCACAGUGAUCCCGAAAGCGAUCCCAGCAGGUGUCACUUCCCCAGGAAUUAAGAGGCCAUAGGAAAAUAUGGGGGUGGCGCGCAUCCGUGGAGGAACUGCUGUGUACUAGACUCCAUGUGCUAGUGUUAUCUCAUCCAGCCCCUCAACAAGCAGAGCAGGCUUGAAGUUCCCCGUCCACGUGUGAGCAAGAGCCUGCACUGGAACCGUUUACCUGGUCCAUCACCCAAGCAUCCCUUUCUCUGCUUUCUGGAAGUGUUACGGUUCACUCUCCAUGGAACCAGUCCAGAACAUGUGUUGUCCGCCCCUGCUGCGCUGUUUCUCUGCAAGGCUCCUGCUGCAGCUAGCGGGGCUUCCAAACUGGCAGAGCAGAGCCGAGUACGUCAUCUGCAGGAGUCUCUCGUUGACGCCCUGCCCUAACCCUCCCCGCACUCCUGCCCUCUCCCUCCCCAGUGGAGGUUUGAACUUCAGCUGGCUCGAUGGCCGUGAAGUUGGUAGGGCCUCUUCAUGUUUUGGGUGGCUGUUUGCUUCUAGCAUUAAACCUCCCCUCAGCCCGAGUGAAUCACGUUGCCACAUCCUGGUUGUGUUCUUCGAUUAUGUGUGGACUGCGGUUAUAGGUGCUGUACAGGGUUCGGGUAAAUUAUUCUAAACUGUUGAGGUGAUCUCAUUGUCGAGUGGUUCUCUUUGUAUUGACUGAAUCUCUGAAGACCAAGGCAUCGUACCAUGCCGAUCGUGGAUGCCAUUUCUCUCCACCAGCUCCAGGACCACCAAGCAACUGUUUGGAACUGCCCUUCGCCCGUAUUGCUCGAUCUUACAGCACUGAUCCUGAGAUGCAUGUCUUGUACUAUAUUGAAAAAACGUUUUAUUUUCCUUAAAGUUGUGAUAUUAUGUUUGGAAUUGUACAUACUUUAAGUGAUGUAGCUUUGACAGGUUUUAUUUGGUUGAUAUGAUUUUAUAUUAAAAGAGAAUGCUGCUUUCACA
This is a messenger RNA of Mesocricetus auratus (golden hamster), 7448 nucleotides long. RefSeq names its product cell adhesion associated, oncogene regulated (gene Cdon). The coding region runs from base 307 to 4071 and encodes 1254 amino acids. Gene Ontology annotation, cellular component: plasma membrane; axon. The transcript is spliced from 20 exons. NCBI's taxonomy places the organism in Eukaryota, Metazoa, Chordata, Mammalia, Rodentia, Cricetidae. The record is from RefSeq and is a predicted model, not a curated record. Gene Ontology annotation, molecular function: protein binding. Gene Ontology annotation, biological process: cell-cell adhesion; axon guidance; nervous system development.